UGUUUAGCUGUAAUACGUCUGGCACUGCUGUUCGAAAGCGAGCUGUGUGACAGUGGGUCAUUACACUCAGUACUUACUGUACUGGGGUUAGGGUGACGACGAAUGCAUUUCAAGCCAGUUUAGUUCACUUUUAUCACACAGGUAACUCGUCGCAUAAUAAAAGUCCGCGAUUUUCAUAAAUGGCCAUCGUGCUGCAACUGAAACCUUGAAUGCAGCGAGCUCGUGUACAGUGCAUCCAAAGGAAUUAAUUCGAUUAUUUUUACAUUGCCCAGGGGCGACGCGACAUGUUCGUCCCAAAUUUCACAUUCAAGUGUGUUCAUGUGUUGUUUAAAAAAAAGUUUCCGGCUCUUUUCUCCUACCUUGUUGUUCCCCUCGAAUACUAAUUUGUGAUUGGCAGAUGUGGGUGGGAGGUAGAGAAUACUUUUUUUCUGAGUCUGCACUAGCUCAGAAAACUAAGCAAGGGCCCAUAGGAAGUACUCAUUCCUCUCAUUUCUUCCCGGAGAAUACUCUAUCCUCAUCAAAGAUGAUACAUUGUGGCCCUGUGCUGUCUUUCACUCGAUGUUUGAUUCGUAGAAAAAUUAUAUCCCAGAGUGGCCUUGAAGAUUCCAAGCUAUGCCGCUGUUUGACCACCAUAGACUUGAUAGCGCUGGGAGUUGGCAGCACUCUCGGCGCUGGGGUUUAUGUUCUUGCUGGUGAGGUUGCAAAAUGGGAUUCUGGGCCCAGCAUUAUCAUCUCCUUCCUAAUUGCAGCCUUGGCUUCAGUGAUGGCGGGUCUGUGUUAUGCAGAGUUUGGAGCUCGUGUUCCAAAGACUGGUUCUGCAUAUCUGUACAGUUACGUGACUGUUGGUGAACUCUGUGCAUUCAUCACAGGCUGGAAUUUAAUUCUUUCUUAUGUCAUUGGUACAUCAAGUGUUGCCAGGGCAUGGAGUGGUACCUUUGAUGAACUUCUUGGCAAACAGAUCGGAAUUUUUUUUGGCACCUACUUCAGGAUGAAUGCACCAGGAUUGGCAGAAUACCCUGACUUCUUUGCUGUGUGUCUGAUAUUACUAUUAUCAGGUCUUCUAUCAUUUGGUGUAAAGGAGUCUGCUUGGGUCACCAAAGUAUUUACAGCCAUCAACAUUGUGGUCCUUACAUUUGUUAUGAUUACGGGGUUUGUGAAAGGAGACCCGGAGAACUGGAAGAUCAGUGAAGAAACUCUCAUCAAUUUCACAGUAAUCACAAGCAAUUUGUCAUCUGCGGAGAAUGUCACCAGCAUUUAUGGUGUGGGUGGUUUUACACCAUAUGGAUUAAAUGGAACAUUGGCUGGUGCUGCAACCUGCUUUUAUGCCUUUGUUGGGUUUGACUGCAUUGCUACCACAGGUGAAGAGGUGAAAAAUCCCCAAAAGGCUAUUCCCAUUGGAAUUGUGACUUCACUUUUGGUGUGCUUCCUGGCUUACUUUGGAGUUUCAGCUGCACUGACCCUCAUGAUGCCUUACUACCUGCUGGAUGCUAGAAGCCCACUUCCUGUGGCCUUUGAAUAUGUCGGCUGGGGCCCUGCAAAAUAUCUGGUUGCUGUGGGAUCUCUUUGCGCAUUGUCAACAAGUCUGCUUGGUUCCAUUUUCCCCAUGCCUCGCGUAAUCUAUGCUAUGGCUGAAGAUGGGUUGCUUUUCAAAGUUUUAGCCCGCAUCAAUUCUAAGACGAAGACUCCAGUUGUUGCCACAAUAUCGUCAGGUUUGGUUGCAGCUGUCAUGGCAUUUUUCUUUGAUCUUAAAGCCUUGGUGGAUAUGAUGUCCAUUGGGACACUCUUGGCGUACACUCUAGUAGCAGCAUGUGUACUUCUCCUCAGGUAUCAGCCAACUUCAUUCUACAAACAAAAUAAUUGUUCAGACGGAGAGAACCUUACAGCUGAGGAAGAUGGUGAAUUAGAUGGAAAUGCAUCAGAGUCCCAUUUGACUGUGCUCAAAGAACAAGACCUCAGCUGUUCAUUGCUGCUGAAUCCCUCACUGGUUCCAACAGAACAGACAUCAGCAGUGGUAUAUGGAUGUGUGGGGUUUAUAACUGUUACCGUUUGUGCAUUGAGUGCACUGAUUACUUAUGGCAAUGAAGCAAUACUUUCUCUGGUUCCCUGGAGCAUUGGUCUUCUUGCAAUAUUCCUGCUCGUGUUCGGUGUCGCUGUUUUCAUCAUCACAAAGCAACCUCAAAGUCAGACCAGAGUGGUAUUCAUGGUGCCAUUCUUACCAUACCUGCCUGUUCUUAGCAUCUUUGUCAACGUUUACUUGAUGAUGCAAUUGAGUGGAGGAACCUGGAUCCGAUUCUCUAUUUGGAUGAUUUUUGGAUUUGCUAUCUAUUUUGGUUACGGCAUCAGACACAGCGUGGAAGGCCAGCAAGACAAUGAAUCGGUGCAGAGUGAAACUGAGAACACAAAAAAUAUAGAAGGAAUGGAUGACAAUGAUAUGCCAACUGAACUUGACCAAUUUAUUCGUCAUGAAAAGACAAGUGAAUGUUAGCUUUGGCAUGCGGUUUGCCUCCCCUGACAUAUUUGUGUUUUCAUGAGCAGUGAAGCUGUAUUGACUUUGGUCUCAGAAUUAUGUCAAAGUUCUGUACAGGGACAACCAAUGAUUUUUUUUUUUACAACAAAUAAUCUGAGCUUGCCCAUGCAGGAACUGAAGUGUGUUUGCUGAUCACCUGCAUGUACCUCGAUGCUCUUUUCAGUGUCACCAUGAUUGAUUUACACUCAUCAAAAUAACGUUGAAUGAAAGUCUAAGUAUUUUUUACCCAUAACAGAAAGAUCUUGGCGAUGAGACAAGACUAUUUAUUGGGACAUGAGCAAUGGUGUAAGAUUUUAAUUUCCAAUUUGUGAUACAUUCUUUUUCUAAAAAAUUAUAAAUUAGAAGAACAUCUUUUAAACACUUGGCAGUAUAAUGCAAAGGUUGUAUUACUGGCCUUAAAACAUAGGUAUGAGAAUAAUCCAGUUACAGGAUCAUACUAAACUUUUUGCAUUCAGUUCCUUUUAGAAAAGACUGUCGUAGCUAGGUUUAGAAACAAAUGGGAAGGAUGAGAGAAACGAAAGUGUAGGGAAUAUUUUUUAUCCAUUUACUAAACUCAGGAAAAUGUUUGGUACUCUAUAACAUUCAAUCCUCCAAUAACUCAUUAACUGCAAAUCCUCUCGGGCCACAAUCUGAUAUUAGAUCUUUUUGGGACUAAAUGUUUUAUAAUGUAGAAAAAUGUAUCACGUAUAUCCGAAAAUGAGAACCAUACAUACCUCUAAACUAACAAAGCUAUACAAAUGAUGUUUACUGUGUAAAAGUGUUGACAAAUCCUUAAGGGAUGUUUCUAUCAAUUUUAUAAUGCUAUAUUUUUGUUUUAAAACACCUGAUUUUAGUUCACCAUAUAUUGAAAUGAAUAAAUAAUGUGAAUUGCCAGCCUCCCAGCUCAUGUGGUGAUCAGUUAAAGUAAUUUCACCUUAAAACCAAGAAAUAAGAUUAAGAGUGGUCUGUCAUUCAGCCUUGUCCAAUUGUUUUAACAAUUCUGGCAUUAUUAGUGGCAUGGAAUAAUAAUGUUUCAGGAAAAUUCAGCAAUUUUGUUUCCUGAUAUCUACUGUUACCACAAUUAUCAGUAAACCACCAGUGAUAGAGGGAUAUUUUUGCUGGUUUGAUGCUGAGAGGUUGAUCAUUUUUAAACAUUAUAUAUUAUUCAUCAAUCCAUCAAACGGCAGAUUCUUACAAUUGGUGGCUAAUGAAACAUACAAGUAAUUUUCUACCUUUAACACAGAUAGUAAACUGCUGUUUGCUGCCAGUGAUAAUAUUUGAUUUUCAUUGGGUAUGUGUGGUGGAUGGUUGAUCCAUUAACAUGUCUUUGCAAAAUAAAAUGAAAAUUACUCUUGACUUUUAUUGAGGUGCUACUGCCUAGAAAUCCAUCCUGUCAAGAGUUCUAAAUAUCUAUGGAGCGAAGGUAAUAGGCAACGCUUCAGGUCGAAACCCUUCUUCAGACUCUUUUGGGUGCAGGAGGUAGCACCAAUGCAGUCGGCGAUGUAGCGAAGGUAUAGUUCGGGGUUAGGGCCACGGUACGCCUAGGACAAGGAUUGUUCGACGUACCCUACAAAGAAGCAGACAUAGCUAGGGCCCAUGAGCGUACCCGUAGCAACGCCUUGUAUUUGGAGGGAAUGGGUGGAGUCAAACGAAAAGUUAUUAAGGGUAAGGACCAGCUCCGCGAGGCAGAGGAGAGUAUCAGUAGACGGGGAUUGGUUGGUUCUGCGGACGAGGAAGAAACGGAGGGCUUUGAGACCCUCCUGGUGGAGGAUGGAGGUGUAGAGUGACUGGACAUUGACCCGAAAAAGUUGCCUAUUUCCUUCGCUCCAUAGGUGCUGCCUCACCCGCUGAGUUUCUCCAGCAUUUUUGUCUAUCUUCGAUUUUCCAGCAUCUGCAGUUCCUUCUUAUAAUUAUAAUAAUAAUAAUAAAUGUUAUUUAUGGGCGCCUUUCAAGAGUCUCAAGGACACCUUCUAAAAAAUUAGCAGGUAGAGGAAAAACAUGUAAGGGGAAUGAAAUAAAUAGUAGAGACAUGACUAGUACACAAAGUAAAGACAGAAUUCAAUACAAAACACAAUAUGAGGCAAUUAAUGCACAGAUGAAAAGGGAGGGGGACGUGGGGCUAAGGAUAGGCAGAGGUGAAGAUAUGGGUCUUGAGGCGGGACUGGAAGAUGGUGAGGGACACGGAAUUGCGGAUCAGUUGGGGGAGGGAGUUCCAGAGCCUGGGAGCUGCCCUGGAGAAGGCUCUGUCCCCAAAACUGCGGAGGUUGGACUUGUGGAUGGAGAGGAGACCGGCUGAAGUGGAUCUGAGGACCGUGAGGGUUCAACAAGAGUUCUAAAUAUAUUGCAUUUUAUUCCACCUCUAUAAUCUAUACCACUGACUUCAAAGUGCAUUUGGUGGUGUUGAUGGAGUGUGAAUUUUUAGGCAACUGUCUUCCACAAUUACUAACUAACUUAACACAUUUUGUGAUACAUUUCAGGUGACCAUGAACUUCUGUAGAGUUCUAAAUAAAGAAACAUUUUUUUCUUGUGCUAAAGGAGGGUUCUGGUACAUUAGGGGAAAAAACUGCUGCUUAUUAAUCAAAACACUUGUUCUAUACCAAUCCCAAAUAUAAAGGUGACAAAAUAACAGUGGUGAAGAAUUUUAAACAAUCCUGACUAAGUUAAAAUAUUUUAAAAAUUAGUCUCCACAUGUUUCACAAUAUGAUUAGACUGUAAUUAAUAUUGGUGGAAUUUUCAAAAGAUGUUCCUAUUCGAUUGGUAUUUGCCAUUGCCAUUAAAAGUACUGGUUUCACUGCUCAUUAUGCUGAAACACAAAAUAUGCUGGGAAAGAAAUGCCUAAAUUCAUUUUAUUUUGCCAAAUUAAACUUGACUAGGUUGCUUCAUUUUGAAAAAAUAAUGAAGCGUUAAAGAAACUGAAUUAUAAAUAAUUGUAAUGAAUUCACAAUGCUGUUUAAUUACUACUUGUAUAAUAGAGCAAUAUUUUUGUGUACUUUGAUGAAUUACAGUUCAUGCAGCCAUUUCAAGAAGAUAGAACUAUUUUAAACAAGACUUCACUAGGUGAAGGAUUUAGAUUAGACAAACACUGGCCAAAGUAUAUUUUAGUUGAUAAAGCAUUUAUAUGUUCAUUGUAUAUAUGAUGUAGAUUUAUUUCAAUUUAAUUAUGCAGCUGAGAACAUGUUCCCUCGUGCAAAUGAGUGUGUGUUGGUGUGUUGGUGAGACUCUCCCUGUGGUGAGUUCCCAUUCUCAAUCAAAUCAUCAGAAAAAGUGGAAGGGAAGGCCCAGGUUGGAUAAUAGGACAGUGUUAAACCUCCUUGUAAAGGCUAUGGGGAAUGCCUGUGAGACCUGCCAAUGAACAGUUUAGUCACCUGUUCUUUGACCUGGACCUAGUAAAUCACCUAGGGUAAGAACAUUAACAAGAUAUUUUAAAGUAUUUUAAGUAUAUCUUAUCUGAUGUCUUUAUUCAUUUAAAAGAUGCUGUCAUUGCUGGCAAGGCUGGUAUUUAUUUCCUAUUGUAUUUGCUUUUGAAAAGUUUGUUGUGAGCCAACUUCGUGAAUUAGUGUAGUCCUAAUGGUGAGGUCCAUCAUUUAGACCCAACAACAGAGGAUCCAGCAAUAUAUUUCUAAAUCAGCAUUCAAAUAAACAGAUACAAAUUAUGAAAGCUUUGAUCUAGCAUUGUCGUGCAGACCAUGUUAACUAUGCAACUUCAGACCGCACGUCUCUGCGUAACUCUUCAAUGAAGGGUUUGUACAAUUCCCAAUGUAAAGCUAGCCGUGGCAGUUAAAGAUCAUCAAAUUUUAAGUGAUUGAAUAUUUUUUUUUGAUUUGUACUAAAAUUGCAUUUGAGCAGAUAUGCAAUUGCACAAAUAUAUUAAACUAUUUUCAAAAAUCUUUACAUCAGAUCAUUGUAUUUUUAAAUUGAAAAAAAAGUUUAUUUGUUCAGAGAUAUUAAUCAGUAUUUUAUAUAUUUUAAACUUUUGUUAUCCUCUCCGUUCUUAUCUCCAGAAUUGAGAGGGAGAGGUUUAUUGAUCAUUGAGAUUCCAGAAAGAGCAGGAACUCCCUCAAACCCUUUAUUUCUUCUUCGCGAAAUCCUCAAUGUUUUCACUUCUGUAAAGCUCCAUCUCCAAAGGAAAUCUACAAAAGUCUAUCCCUGUUGGGAGAAAAGACUUUUGAGGGCAAAAAUUCAGAACCAAGAUUUUAUUUUUUUUCUUUUCUCACUGUAUGGAAAUCGUGGGUCAAAUCAUUCCACGUAAUUUAUGAUCUUGAUGAGUUUGAGCUUGACAAUCUCUCUCAUUGAGGGUGUUCCUGGGUGGACUGUUAUGAAGCGGGGAGGAGGGUAGCAUUCUGAGUAAAUAAGAUCCCUCUCCUAUUAAAGACCAUUGGAGUCUAUAUUUGAAGGUCAUUACCUGAAGGGAAUCAAAUUCUCCUGAGGGAUGGAAAAGGCACAUAUGUGGGGAAGUACUAAAAGUAGUUAAAUGACAUUUAAGAAAAUAGGAAAGGGUUUUGAAUUUUUUUUCUUCAGAAUGUCCCAAAACAUAUAGAGCCAAAUAAAUAUUUAUGUUAGAAGAACUGGCGAGCAACUUAAUCAAGGAAAGAUCACAAGGAGAACAAAUGUGUUCUUUGUAGAGUGCCAUUGAAAGUAUUUCUCAUAGACAUCAUCCUUUAAAAUACAUCCCCCACCUACCGCACCAAGAUGUCAGCCUAGAUAGUUGCUCAAGUUUCUGGAAUCAAUCCUUGCCUAUAAAUUUCAGAACUGCUGACAAAACAUUGAACUAAUUUUGCCACUUGCAAUUAUUAAUUAAGCAGAGGUUCCAUACUUCAUCACACACUGUGCUAUGUGAUAGCAGUGAAGGAAAAAGCAAUUGCUGUAAUUAGUUUCUGUAUCCGCUUCGAUAAGAAAUUUGAUCUAUAUAGAGUUUCUACAUGCAAUCAUUGUUUAAUAACAUUUUCUAAAAAUAUGUGUUCUAAUUCACUGAAUGGAAUUCACACAUAGUGUCCUGUGAUCAAAAAGGUUUCCAAUACUGUGAAAUCUGAUAUUGCCUGCCUUAAUGUAGGGAAUUUCUGAAAAUAUUACAUGCAAAAUGCUGGGAGUAUUAAAGUGGACUUGUUAGCAUUGAUCAAGAAGAAGAAAAACAGAACUUGUAGUGUGGGUUUUUUCCUGCCUUCAUAUCACAGAAUCUGAUAAAAUUGCUAUUUCUAUAAAUAUUUGAAGAUGACUGACUGAGCUUAGUUGCUGAGAGUGCCCAGUAGAUUCAGUGCCUUCAGCAUACAGGGACUGUGAAUAGUCUUGCAAAUUUUUUAAUUUACUGCCUAACUUGGAAAGUUCUCUUUCAAAACUAGCUGAAUAUUUAAACUAUUUACAUUAUCCAUAGAGAUCCAUUAUCCGUUGAGAUAAUUUAUUUUGGUAAUUUAUACAACUUAGCUGUAAUGUUGACAAAAAUAAUAAAGUUACCUACCUAAUAAAGAUAUUUAAAAAUAGGACAUCCAUGGUGGCAAUAAUGAAAAAAUAAUGUGCUUGAUCAAUGUACUUUAAAUAAAUUGUAUGCAUAUUCUUAUUCUACUUAACAAAUGUCUACUACUUUGUAAUAAAAUUAGUAUCCUGUAUUUCUAAUACAAUUACAGCAUUUGAAGUAUAUGUUUUAUUUGUUGAACACAAUUCACACCCUGCACUCAUCCCCCAUUAUCAGAUAUUGACUCGCACUCCUAUUAAAUUCACUGAUCUAAAU
Molecule: messenger RNA, 8228 nt
Organism: Leucoraja erinaceus (little skate)
Lineage: Eukaryota; Metazoa; Chordata; Chondrichthyes; Rajiformes; Rajidae
Gene: slc7a2
Product: solute carrier family 7 member 2
Exons: 12
Coding region: 398-2485 (695 amino acids)
Biological process (GO): transmembrane transport; amino acid transport
Cellular component (GO): plasma membrane
Molecular function (GO): amino acid transmembrane transporter activity
Source: RefSeq, a predicted model, not a curated record